GGCUCGGGCCGCCAUUUUGACUGAGCAACCAUAGUGACAGGAGCCGAAGCAGCAGGUCAGGUUGUCCCGGUCUUCCCCUCCCCCCUUCCCUCGUCCGGCUGACUUCCCGGGCCCUGCACCGCGCAGCCCCGGCCCUGCCAUGUCUCAGAAACAAGAGGAGGAGAACCCUGCGGAGGAGACGGGCGAGGAGAAGCAGGAUACACAGGAGAAAGAAGGUAUUCUUCCCGAGAGAGCUGAGGAGGCAAAGCUAAAGGCCAAAUACCCAAGCCUAGGACAGAAGCCUGGAGGCUCCGACUUCCUCAUGAAGAGACUCCAGAAAGGGCAAAAGUACUUUGACUCAGGAGACUACAACAUGGCCAAAGCCAAGAUGAAGAACAAGCAGCUGCCGAGCGCAGGACCAGACAAGAACCUAGUGACCGGGGACCACAUCCCUACCCCGCAGGACCUGCCCCAGAGGAAGUCCUCGCUCGUCACCAGCAAGCUUGCGGGUGGCCAAGUGGAGUGAAGCUGCCUGGGGCUCUACCAGAUCGAGAGACGCUGCCCACUUGGGUCCUGUGCUGGCUCCUGCCCCUCCCUGCUUUGCACCAGGGGUCAGGAGGUGGCCGGGGUGCAGGCUAGAGAGGCAGAGAUCCCUGCCCACUGGUGUCCCAGCGCAUGGAGCCCCUUGGGCUGAGCACCAAGACUGUGAACUUUUUGUUU
This is a messenger RNA of Acomys russatus (golden spiny mouse), 699 nucleotides long. RefSeq names its product endosulfine alpha (gene Ensa). The record is from RefSeq and is a predicted model, not a curated record. The coding region runs from base 140 to 505 and encodes 121 amino acids. Lineage: Eukaryota; Metazoa; Chordata; Mammalia; Rodentia; Muridae. Gene Ontology annotation, cellular component: cytoplasm. Gene Ontology annotation, molecular function: protein phosphatase inhibitor activity. The transcript has 4 exons.